Solanum tuberosum (potato) is the source of this 1715-nucleotide messenger RNA. RefSeq names its product putative late blight resistance protein homolog R1C-3. The transcript has 2 exons. NCBI's taxonomy places the organism in Eukaryota, Viridiplantae, Streptophyta, Magnoliopsida, Solanales, Solanaceae. The record is from RefSeq and is a predicted model, not a curated record. Bases 21 to 1556 code for a protein of 511 amino acids.
UCUGUUUCAUAGAAGCUGAAAUGACUAAGUUUAUGCAUGUUGUGAGAACUCCAUUUUCACCAACACAAAAGCCUAAUGUUCGUCGUUUCAGUAUUCAAAAGGCAUUUUUAGAUGAGUAUGCUUAUAAGCUAUUACCUCCUGUUGCCAGAUCUAUGUACUACUUUUCUCUAUUGAAUCUACCUUUUGAACCCCGUAUUAAGCUUCUCGGGAUAUUGCCCAUCUACCGUCAUGAUCCUAUAAUACAUGGAUUUUUCUCUCGUUUCAACCUUCUCAGGGUAUUGGCCAUCUUCAAUACAAAUGUCAGGUUCGAGUCAUUUCCAGUUGUGAUUACAAAGUUAUUUCAUUUGAGAUAUCUCCAAAUUCGAUGUUUUGGCAAUAUUCCUGAAUCAAUCUCAGAGCUUCAGAAUUUGCAAACUCUAAUUUGUGAUGGUCAUUCUUUAGAUAUAACUUUACCUGAGAAGAUAUGGAUGAUGAAGAAUUUGAGGUAUAUACGUUUAGGGGGAGCCAGUUAUUUACCAAGUCCUAGAAUAGAUAACAAGAUGCCAAAUCUAGAGGAAUUAUUCAGUAUUUGUUACUCUAGUUGUACAAAUGAAGUCUUUUCUAGCAUUCCCAAUCUAAAGAGAUUGACCAUUCGUCUACCUUUGAGUGUCGGAGACAAUAUUCCCUCUCAGCUCAUCGAUAUGUCCAGCUUGAGAAAACUCGAGUCAAUCAAGUUUAACUGGUUACUUCCUUUCAAAAACCCCAUCAACAUAUUUGCUUUUACAACAUCACUUAGGACGUUGUCUUUAACUGAUUGUGCUAAUUUUAUUUGGAAAGACAUAUCAUCAACUUUUAUCAUGUUACCAAAUCUUGAAGAGCUCAAACUUAAAAGUUGUCGAGCCGAAGAUGAUGUAUGGAGAUUGAGUGAUAAAGACAUUUUCAAAAGCUUGAAGUUGUUGUUACUGAAAUACCCAAAUCUUAAGUGUUGGGAAGCUAGCAGUGAUAACUUCCCAAAUCUAAAACGUCUCGUUCUCAUGAAUUGCAACAACCUGCAAGAAAUUCCAACAGAUUUUGGGGAAAUUUGUACUUUACAAUCGAUUGAGUUACAUAAUUGCAGCACUUCUGCUGAUGAGUCUGCCAUAAAUAUUGUACAAGAACAAGAGGAAAUGGGAAAUAAUAUCCUUAAGGUCUACAUCAGCCACGGUACAAUGGUGAACUUUCUGGUGGACAAUGUAUUGCACCUAUUAAGUGAAAAUGUGUUGUUAAUAAAAGCCGGAGAUGUCGAAUUCAGUAAUUUAUUGAAAGAAGUGCGAUGUCUCAAACAGUUCGUUGACGUUGCAUGGAAAUACCACAGCGAAAGCAAGCAAUGGGAUGAAUUGGUGAGAGAUAUUCAACUAACAUUAUUUAAAGCGGAAGAUGCAAUUGAUGAAUUUGUGAUUCAAUCGAAGCUGAAUCGAGAAAAGAAUAAAAUUGGAAGAGUUUUUGAUAAAGUGAGUCAUAUCAGUAAUGUUAGGGCUCUGGUAGCUGAGAUCAAAGAGAUUCAUUAUAAGGCGACAAAUUUUCGACAAAACAAUUAACAAGCUUUUCAGUUUGUGUGUAAAUGUUGUAAUUAUUUUAAGUAAAAAAUCGAUGAUGGAUGAAGAAAAAUAAUUUAGUUAUGGACAUCUCAAUUAGGAGUGUACAAGUCAAAUCGAAGAAAAAUAAAAUCCACUUGUGGAUAUGUAGAUAUAUUAUUU